GCGCCCCUGAUCGGGACGGGAGGCGGGGUUCCAGUGCGUGACGUCACGGGGACCGGGUCCGCAGCCCGGGGCCGCUCCAGCGGUGGGCGCGAUGCUGGAGCUCGGAGCGGAAAUGAAUGUGUGUGCCCCGGAGAAAGCAAAACUGAGUUGAAAUCAUUGAGGUUUGGACUAUCAGUGGGAGAUACCGAUGCUGGAAGAGUGAAGUAGAUGAGAGGAAAAACAGAAGAUCCCAGAGGAUGGUGUUUCCUUUGUGCUUCCUUUCCUCAGUUGGCAGUUGGCACGAAGCUCCCCAAACAAACUGCAGGCAUUUCAACAAAAGCCUGGCUUUCUAUUUAGAUUCCAGAGAAGGACGUGACCACAGUGCCUGAGCGGUGACCAAACCAUGUCUCAAACUGCCAUAGAUGCCCUGGAGCUGUCCAGAUCCGUUGUCGAGGCCACUCAGGCAGCGGUGGUACUCGCUAAUUCGACAGAGAAGUUGGCCUCCACACUUGGGGUGUUGGGCCCCAUCACUGGGGUGGCAUCAAUGACUGUUAAACUAUCCUUGAGCAGUGUUGACAGCCCGGAGCUGGCCUUCAUGAAGGAGCAGUUCCAGGCCGUCAGGAACCAGCUGGAUGUCAUCUCGGGGCAGAUUUCGGAAGUCCUUCGGGAGAUCGAGAGAAGCACCAUCAACAACCAGUAUUUCCCCAUUGAGGAAAACCUCAAGAACCAGUUCAGAAAGUACAUGGACAUCCUCAACGCAGCGCCAGAGUUCCGGCAGAAGGAGAAGGAAGAGUUCCUCAAACACUUCAACGCGACCAAGGGAGACCAGAACCUCCACACUCUCUAUGACGGGGUGAUGGGAUUCACUGCUGUCUUUGGCAAAUCCAUCCUGGACACUGCCAUGAACUGUGACCAGAGGAACCGGCGCCUGAUGGAGGGGCUCUGCGCCCGACUGAAGAACCUCUUCUGUAUCGGUCUGAUCGCCCUGCUGGGACACGCUGGAAUUACCGGGACCGAUGAAAAGGCGCUGGAGGCGCAAUGGAACCAGAAAUUGGCUGAAGCCGAGAGCAAAAUGAAAUCCAUGGUAGAUCGGUGCAUCAAUGAGUUUGCAGAGCAGGCGGAGAUAGAUGUGGAGAGACUGGUGAAGGAGAAGGGUGGGAGAGAUAACAAGGAAUGUUCACAUUACAUACUGGAAGCAUUAGCCAAGAAAUAUGACUGGGUCCGUUGGUCAGUGCGAGUCUACAAUGGUAUCAGUGGCUUUGGCAAUCACUGCGUUAUUGGCAGUAAUUACUUUCACUUUUUCAGGCUCAAUAAUGUUAAUAUUGUUGUCUCCUACACCACCGACCCAAAGCCAGUUGACGAGACCCUGGUCAGGCAGCUGAUGGACGGCAGGGAUUUUGCAAACGGCUUCUGGUUCGGCUGCAAAAAUGCAAGAAUUGUAGCAGAGGACUUCCACCAUGACCUGCCCGAUGGCUAUGUGGUCCACACAGUGAAAUGCGAUAAUGACCUGUGGUACAAGUGCAACUUCCCCGGGGGAUGCCACUUCUGGGCGAACUGCAUGGGUGUGACCCUGUGCAUCCACCGGGAAUAAACCCUGCCCCCAUAACACCCGGACCACCCCACCCCCGGGCACCUGGAUCAGAGACGCCAGACUCAUUGAAUCAUACAGCACAGAAACGGGACCUUUCAGCCCAUGUAACGAUGCCUACCCACGCUCACCCCGUUUGCCUGUGUUCGGCCCGUGUUGCUCUCCUCCCUUCCUAUCAAAUACCUUUUAAAAGUUGUAACUGUCCCCGCCUCCGCCACUUUCUCGGACAGCUUGUUGUUUCACCAGUCCUGAUCCACACACUCGCUCCGCACCGUGAGACUGUGCGGGCUUUUUAAUUCGGAAUGUUUGAUGGUUGGGAUUAUUCGGUUUUGCUCAGUGAUUGAUUAACCCGUGGAAAUAAAGUUGGUUCACGGUGUGCACACUGA
Messenger RNA from Pristis pectinata (smalltooth sawfish), 1953 nucleotides. RefSeq names its product protein rapunzel-like. The transcript has 3 exons. The record is from RefSeq and is a predicted model, not a curated record. The coding region runs from base 383 to 1570 and encodes 395 amino acids. NCBI's taxonomy places the organism in Eukaryota, Metazoa, Chordata, Chondrichthyes, Rhinopristiformes, Pristidae.